This is a messenger RNA of Soboliphyme baturini, 3449 nucleotides long. Lineage: Eukaryota; Metazoa; Nematoda; Enoplea; Dioctophymatida; Soboliphymatidae. The record is from the annotation of a GenBank genome assembly.
AUGCUCGUCCAUUGCAGAUUCGACGCGCUGUCAAUCAGCGAGACAAACAGAACUCAGAUAUUGCGAAACAUCUGCGAUUUGGCUAAAGAAUAUGAUGAGGCAGUCGUGCCUGUUGUGCGGUGGUUGGACCAAGCCGAGAGGCAGUUGCAGAAAUUGGAAUACGUUGCCGCGUCGGAAGAGAGAUUAAUCGAACAGAUCAACCUGCAAAAGGUAGUCGAGAUGUUGUCGCCUCGCGCGUGUAAAAUGGAAUUGCACGAGGAAAUUCGGCAGCACAGAGAACAAGUAGACGAGUUCGUCGACACGGCACAACGUCUAGUCGAUUCUCUGCAGUCGGAAGAUGCCGAAGCUCUCAGUGAGCAAGUGACAGCUGUGACAAGGCGUUACGAUGCGCUCGGCAGCAGUUCCCUGACCUUUGCCCGUCUGCUGGACGAAAUGCUUACUGGCAUUACAGCUUUUUUCAAGAAAACAGAAGAAGUCGUCGAUUGGAUCGACAAAAUGGAGGAAGCAAUGUCAAAUGAGCGCCCUAUCGGCAUCUACAUGGACGUGCUUGAAAAUCAGAUAAAAAACACGAUGGCGAUUGGCGAAGAAAUCAGCUGUCAUCAGGCGAAAGUAUCUGAAAUUGUCGCAGAGGGCCGCGAGCUAUGUAAACACACGUCCGGUGAUGAAGCUGUAGCCCUGCAGUCGAAGCUGGAGUCAGUGCGCUUGCGUGACUUGUCGCAUCUGGAUGAGGCGUCGAUCGAGAAUCAGCAAGAUCUCAUAAAGAAUAUCGAAGAGGACAUCGUCGCAUUCCGAGAGGUGUUCGAUCAGUUCAACUCAUCGGGCACUCGUUUACGACAGCUGACCUCUGAUGAAAACAUAGCGGUGAUCGAAGCCACCACCGCUCGUCUGAACAGACGUUUCGAGGCGGUAUGCGAGCAGGCGCAGCGAAGAGCUGAGCGGUUGCUGAUUAUCAGACAAGAAUCGACCGACGUGUUGGGCGACAUGGACGAUUUGGCGAUUUGGUUCCAGAACAUUGAAGCCGAGUUGGAUAAACUCGGUUGUGUCACCUGCGACCCUACCGUCAACCAGAAAUUACUCGACCAAUGCAGUGCUGUGGACAAAGAGGUGCGGCUUCACCGCGGACAUGCCAAGGAGCUCGUCGCUUCCGGAAGACGACUGGUUAAACAGCUGAUGGGAGACGAUAAGCAGUCGGUGCUGGAGAAGAUCGAGGUGCUCAGGGUCUUGUCGAACAGCGUCAGUGAGCUAAGCUGCGAACGAUUGAAAACGUGCGAAGAAGCAACGUCCCUAUCCGUCUAUUUCGAAAACACAUGCAAAGAGCUGGACGAGUGGUUCGCUAUUAUGGACGACGAAUUUGACAGCGCUCUUGAGAUCCUUCCCACUACUCAGAUGGACCAGCUGAACAGGCAGUUGCAGCAUAACAAGGAACUGCAACGUGAUGUGGCGGAUGCCCGGGAGGCUAUCGAUAAGCUGGUGAAGACCGGCGUGAGUUUGUCUGGUCUUUGUGGACCUGAAGACCAGGCUCGUAUAUCGGACAUUCUGGAGCAGGCUAACCUGCGUUUUGACCUGAUCAAGGAGAACAUCCGUCUGCGCAGUCAGACGAUAGAUGAGGCGAUACAGCAGUCGGCGCAAUUUUCUGACAAGCUGGAUGGUAUGCUGAACUCACUGUCGGUGACCGCCGAGCAGAUCCGCAAGGUGGAGCCGAUAGCCGCACAUCCGGAUCGCAUCCGAACUCAGAUCGAGGACAACUGCGCGCUCAUGGAGGAGCUGGAGCACAAGAACGCGGCAUACGAGGCGUUGAAGUACGCCGCCAAUGAUAUCAUGACCAAGGCGAACGCCGACGAUCCGGCCGUGGCUGACAUCCAUAAGAAGAUGGAGCUACUGGAGAUGCUGUGGAACGAAAUUCUUGCUGGCACCGAGUCACGCGGCAUGUCGUUGGCCGAGACGCUGUCGAUCGCCGAGUGCUUCUGGGAGGAGCUGCAAAAAUGUGUGGCUGCGCUGUCCGACCUGAAGACUAAGAUCGAACGGUCAGACCGUCCGACGUGUGAACCGGAUUCGAUCAAAGACCAGCAAAGCGAGCUGGAGACGAAAGCCUUGAAAUGGAUCGGUGAGGCGGAAAUCAAGCUGGAGUCGUCGCCGACUUCAUUUUCUGACUUGUUAGAGCUUCAGAAGCAGAUCGACGAUCUGGUCGAGUUCAAAGAAGACCUGGACAAGCAUGCGGUGAAACUGGAACAGUUGAACCAGCAGGCGGCGACUUUGACCGACGGCUGCAGUCCUGAUCAAUGUUUGACCGUUCAACGGACGCUACUUGACAUUAAUAAGCGUUGGGACAAUCUGUCACGCGGCAUCCUCGAACGCCAACAUGUGUUAGAGAAGUCUUUAUUGCAGAUGGGUCACUUUGAAGAGGCGCUCGACCAGUUGUUAGAGUGGAUGACGAAGACUGAGAACGCCAUCGAAGAAGUUCGACCUUUUCCCGGUGAUCUGAAGCAAACCGAGAUUGAGAUCGCUAAACUGAAGGUGAUUCAAAACGACGUUCUUUCGCAUCAAGUAAACAUCGACACCCUGAACGAUGCCAGAACAAAGAUGACAACAGCCAAUGCAUCGCAAGAUGUUCUAGAAAAGCUGAAUAACCUGAACAGUCGAUGGGACGGCCUCCACCAACUGCUUUCGAGCAAAAUGGACCUAUUGAGAAACUGUAAGGCGGAAGCUGAAGCGAUGAUUUAUGACGAAACUGAGGCAAAUAAGGUAAAGAUCGAAGAGCUGCUGAACGCUGAACAUGAUGAUGCGGAAGGGGAACAAGUGAAACUUUCGUCGCUGAACGUCAAAAGCUUGAAGCAGCGUUGGGAUGGUUUGCUAAACAAAGUUUACGACAGAAAGACCAAACUGGAACUUGCUCUUCAAGAGGCGGUAGAGUUCGACGAGUUAAUAAGUCACUUCACUGAGUGGCUGCAGAAAGCGGAAAACUACCUCAACGAUUUGGUGCCGGUUUCCCGUCUGAUAGAUCCGCUGUCAGCUCAGAUGGACGAACAUCAGAUAUUUCAAAAUGAGGUGGAGUUAGAACGAGAAAUCGCCUCUGACCUCGACAAGAAAGGCACGAAACUUAAGUACACGUGUCAGAAACAAGAUGUUACUAUUAUCAAGAAUUCACUCGCAUCGGCGAAGACGCGGUGGAAUAAGGUUCUGGCGCGAUCUGCUGAUCGCACGAAACUGUUGGAAAGCAGCUACAAGGAAACGUCGGAAUUCUUGACACUCUGGAAAGUCCUUUGCAAUUGGUGCGAGGAAAGUAUUCGUUGGCUGAACGAGCAGGCUUCCGCUUCAUUGCCCAGCAAUGCCCAGAAAAUCAAAGAGCAUCUGGACAAGCAUAAGGUGUGUUUGAAAACAAGUACAUUUCCAAUUUACUUGUUAUUUAAAUUUUAUUCGGUAUCGUAUUCAGAGAAUGCCGUUUCUUAGAA